CCCCACCACCACCGCUACCAAAACACACACACGUGGGAAACCAAAAACAAAAAAACAAAAAGAAAAAAAGGGUGAUGGCGUCCAACAAUAUUCUCCUCCUACUCGUUCUUAUCCCAUUCCUAACGGCCGAAUCAAAACUAACCCCCGACUACUACCACAAAACCUGCCCCCAAUUUUCCCAGAUCGUCCAGCAGGUCGUGGCCGACAAGCAGCUCGCCAUCCCCACCACCGCCGCCGGCACUCUCCGCGUCUUCUUCCACGACUGCAUAGUCGGCGGCUGCGACGCCUCCCUCCUCGUCUCCUCCUCUCCUUUCAACACCGCCGAGCGCGACAACUCUAUCAACCAGGCCCUCCCCGGGGACGCCUUCGACCUCAUCACCCGCGCCAAGACCCGCCUCGAGCUCGCCUGCCCGAGGACCGUAUCCUGCGCGGACAUCCUCGCGGAGGCCACCCGCGACCUCGUCUCCAUGGUCGGCGGCCCUUACUACCCCGUCCGCCUCGGCCGCAAGGACAGCCUCGACUCCCGCGCAGCCGACGUCCCCGGCCACGUCGCCCUCCCCAACAUGACCAUCUCCACCAUCAUCACCAUGUUCGAGGCCAAGGGGUUCACCGUCCAGGAGAUGGUUGCGCUCACGGGCGCCCACACCAUCGGCUUCUCCCACUGCUCCGAGUUCGCCGACCGCAUACUCGACGGGCAUGACGAUCCGAGCAUGAACCCGGAGUACGCGCGCGGGCUCAGGAAGCUUUGCGCGGGCUACCGUGCGGACCCGACUAUUGCGGCGUUUAAUGACCCAAUGAGCCCUGGAAGGUUCGACAAUACGUACUUUGUGAACCUGCAGAGAGGGAUGGGGCUGCUGGCGAGCGACCAGGCCAUGGCUACGGACCCGAGGACGAAGCCGUUUGUGGAUCUCUAUGCUAGAGAUGAGAAGGCGUUCUACGACGCGUUUGCGCAUGCCAUGGAGAAGGUGAGCGUGCAUAAUGUGAAGACGGGGAAGAAAGGGGAGGUUAGGCGUAGGUGUGAUGCCUUCAAUUCCAUGCACAUCUGAGCUUGGUUAAUCAAGGGGGAUUCGUUGGGUGUUCGCCUAUGGUGAUUGGUUUUAAUUAGUAUUGGAGAGGGGGAAAAACAAAAUUAUGAAAUUAUGAACAAAAAUAAUUAUAUGGGUUGAUAUACUUAUUCAGUUAUUUGUGUGAUGAUAUUGAUGUAUUGUGGAUUGGUAUUUUUUAUUUUUUCUUUAAAAGUUGUAUUUGUACUUUGAAUUGCA
Striga asiatica is the source of this 1262-nucleotide messenger RNA. The record is from the annotation of a GenBank genome assembly. Lineage: Eukaryota; Viridiplantae; Streptophyta; Magnoliopsida; Lamiales; Orobanchaceae.